This is a messenger RNA of Lethenteron reissneri (Far Eastern brook lamprey), 2368 nucleotides long. RefSeq names its product junctional adhesion molecule A-like. Gene Ontology annotation, biological process: regulation of membrane permeability; intestinal absorption; cell adhesion. Gene Ontology annotation, cellular component: bicellular tight junction. The record is from RefSeq and is a predicted model, not a curated record. Lineage: Eukaryota; Metazoa; Chordata; Hyperoartia; Petromyzontiformes; Petromyzontidae.
UGUUGUAGUUACACUUCCCGCCAGGUAUUGGAGCGGCGCGGAACGCGGAACGGAGACGACCCCGCCCGUUGUUGAUUGACUCGCACCCGGAGAAAGACCUUUAUGUAAAGCCAUCGAUUACUUUAGAUUCACACGGAGAGAGAGAGAGGGGAGAAGAGGAGAUUUUAUUUUAAAAACAACAACAAAAAAAUCAUGUUUCUCCUCACGGCGCUCUGCGUGCUGGCGGCGUCUCGAGCUGGCUUCGUCGCUUCGCUCACGCUGACCACAAGCACCCCGAAGGUGAAGGCGCAAGAAGGCAGCGGGGCGGUACUGUCGUGCUCCUACACUGGCAAUCCCGAGAUCGUCUGGAAGAAAGUGAAGUCAAGCGGCACCGUCUUGGUGUGGAAGAACGGCUUCCUCAAUGACCUCAAAGACCGGGCGACCAUCACGGGCGCAGACAUCAGCAUCGGCAAGACGGUGCGCACGGACAACGCGGUCUACCGCUGCGAGGCCACGGAGGGCACCGAGUUCCGGGAGGUCUCCGUGGAUCUGGUGAUACCAGUGCCGCCCAAGGCGGUGCGUGCGGAGGUGCCGUCCUCGGGCACCCUGGGCGGCACGGUGCGCCUCGUGUGCAGCGAGCCGGACGCCCAGCCCCCGCCCACCUACACCUGGACCCGGGGGGGCAACCUCAUCUUCCCCCAGACCCCGAACAACGACCCUCGCUUUGCCAACACCACCUACAACCUCGACCCCACGGGGGCCGUGCUGACGCUGAGCUCCUUGAAACUGUCGGAUGCUGGGGACUACUUCUGCACGGCGACCAAUGAGGCCGGCACCCUCAAAUCCUCAACGGUCCAAUUGGCCGUGUACCAAACGAACCAUGGAGCCAUAGCGGCCGCGGUCAUCAUCCCGCUGCUCAUCCUCUGCCUCAUUGCCAUCGCCCUCUUCUUCGCCUACCGCAAGGGUCACCUGCCCGUCGGCAAGAACAGGAAGCAGACGACCGUGCAGAAACCGCCAGCGGCCAUGGAGUACCUGUCUGUGGCGGACGAGGGCGACUUCCGACACAAGCCAUCGUUCGACCUUUAACUUCCACCACCCGACCUCCCGACCUCCCGAACGCCCCCUCACCUCUCACUCCACGGCCAGCGAGGGAAAUCCGUCUACAAUCCGCUAAUGCCCCAAACUCCUCGCUACCGUAAAGCCAAACAAAAAUACGUAACGUAAAGUAACUCUAUAUCACGCUGGGGCCGAAAAGGGCAUGGAAUCCGUUUUGUAAGCGCGUACGUGAGCCUCCUUGAUUGUUUUCUUUCUCCUUUUUUGUAUUUUUAUCGCCCGGCAUGUUUCAUUUUUAGGACUUGACGAUGAUGAUAAGUUUAUUAUUUAACCGCUUCACCUCCCCCCCUCCCCCGCCCCGCCGCCGAGCUAUAUUGAGAUGCGUUGCCCGCUUGCAUUUCCCCUUGUACCAUUUGAACACGUAGUAAGUAGCUGGCUUGCGCGACCGAUAUCAUCCAUAACGGAGGGGGGGGGGGGGUGAGCGCGUGGGGGGUGUGAGCGUCUUCCUUUCCGGCGCCCUUAGCAGAUGAACCUCAUUCACCGUAGCUGAGGGGGGGCUGGCUUGUGCUUCCACGCCGAGUUGAGUUUCUGGCUGAUAGCCGCCUCAUCCCCUCACCUCGUCCCUGAGGGAGGAAGGGAGAGAGAGAGAGAGAGGAGGGAGGGAGGGCCCUGCCGUCUUGCCGCCGUGCGCACGAAGCCCAUCUCUUGUUCGCGCGACCUCUCCGGCAGGCUCCGAGUUUUGUGGCCGUUGAGGCAGUUCAGGAUCGCGACGGAGAUUGACCGCGAAGGAGAUGUGGUUUUUUUUUUAUUGCCUCGAGGAAAAGCGAAUCUCGGCAGUCGGUUUCAUCGGGGGAGGUCACGACGUCUGGACCGGCAAGCAACCCUGUGUACGUGGCCAAAGCGUGGUGGUGGUGGUGGUUGUUGUUGUCGAUGUCGAUAAGCCCACAGCGGUGGCAUCACCUUCAGCCGUCUUCUAAGGCCGCAGCAGGAGGAGAGAUUCCCCACAAUUCUGGCCGAAUCGCGUGACGAUGCUGGAUGUCGUCGUCAUCGUCGUUACUCACGAAACGUCACCAGCCGCUCUCUUAAUUGUGUAAAGUUGUCUAUCCACGGGGGGGGUGGCGGGGUGGGCUUUGCCCUGGGCCCCCCCCCCUUCCGACUGUGUAGGGCCCCCCCCCCCCCGCCCGCCUGCAGGAGUCGAUAGAAAGUCGCCGCUGUUGAUGACGACGAUGAUUGCGUUCAUGACGACGAUGUCUGCGUUCUCUGGCGACGGAUUCAUCUUUCUCUCUCUUCCCGUCUUUUUUUUUUUUGAGACUGGAGAGUUUAUUGUUUUGGUGAG